CGAGGAGUGAUGGUGCCACCACACGGUAACUGGCACCCAGAGCAGGCACACUAGCAACACUCUCCUCCUGCAGGACAACAACAGCAAGAUGAACCAUCGUGUGGUAGUGAGUCUGGUGGUGGUGGGGCUGCUGGCCGCCUCCUUCACCCCACAGUCCCACGCCCAGGUCCUGGAGGGUCUGGCAGCGGCUGUCACCGGUAAACUUGCUGGACUGUGGCGGAACGGUGAGGUAGAGCUCCUGGGCCACUACUGUAGCUACAGCGUGACGCCCACAAUUCGGCGGUGGCAACUGUACUUCAGGGGCAGGAUGUGGUGCCCAGGCUGGACCUCCAUCAGGGGGGAAGCGAUGACGAGGAGCAAUUCAGGAGUGCAGGGAGACACUACAAGGGACUUCGUCACUAAGGCCCUCAAUGCCGGCCUCAUCAGUCAACAAGAAGCCCAGGCAUGGCUUGAUGGGUAGACACCAAGACUGGCCGCAACGAGCUCACACGCUCUUGUGCCAACCCG
Procambarus clarkii (red swamp crayfish) is the source of this 507-nucleotide messenger RNA. Its product is annotated as anti-lipopolysaccharide factor. The record is from RefSeq and is a predicted model, not a curated record. NCBI's taxonomy places the organism in Eukaryota, Metazoa, Arthropoda, Malacostraca, Decapoda, Cambaridae.